AUGUCGGACUGUGACACCGCGGCGCUCGCUGCCUUGCAGCAGACUUUAGAUGCCUGCGAGGGGUCACCCUUUCAAACGGCAGUCCUUCCGUGCAGGCAGGAGGAAGGGGAAGAAGUGCGCCCAGCGCCCUUUGAAGGGCCGCCGCCGUCCCCUCCUGCAGCGGCGCAGCUCCCGACAGUGAAGAGGCACAGGACAAAUAACACUGCCAUUCUUCCACACGUAUUUUCACCGGAUCGACUCCGCAUGAAAACUUACCUGCUACAUAAGGAAAUUCAGGCUCUCAGCAUGCAGCACGAACGCCGGCACGAACGGCUGCUGAGCAUCAGGGCUUCCCGGUCCGCCUCACGGUCGUUUAUGCGGACUGGGAACACUCAUUAUUCUGGCAACGCACCUUUCACACCGCGUUCGUCCAAUGUGUUGCCUGACCACGCACAUUUGCAGCACAAGAAAGAGCGGGGACCUGCGUUACCCAACCUGCUCAAGUGCUUUGAGGAGGCCCGGACGAGGUACCUAGUGGAGGGGGAGCGCAGAAAGAGGGCUAUGCCUCCCGUCUACUCAUCACAGAUACCGCGAACUGCGGAGGCCGCGUGGCAAAGGCAGGACCGAAACCUCAUGAAGAACCCCGAUGCGUUUGGGCUUCGAUUCUUCAGUCAGUCAUACCUUAAGGAGGCGGGUCAGCUGUAG
Trypanosoma rangeli is the source of this 684-nucleotide messenger RNA. RefSeq lists its product as uncharacterized. Lineage: Eukaryota; Euglenozoa; Kinetoplastea; Trypanosomatida; Trypanosomatidae. The transcript has a single exon. Bases 1 to 684 code for a protein of 227 amino acids. The record is from RefSeq and is a predicted model, not a curated record.